Messenger RNA from Aspergillus homomorphus CBS 101889, 1092 nucleotides. RefSeq lists its product as uncharacterized. Lineage: Eukaryota; Fungi; Ascomycota; Eurotiomycetes; Eurotiales; Aspergillaceae. The record is from RefSeq and is a predicted model, not a curated record. The transcript has a single exon. The annotation marks the transcript as partial.
AUGUCUCUACCAAAACACAACAGUCCCUCCCCGCUCUCCUCCUCCCCUUCGAAACACUCCACCCGCCGCACCUCAGCAACCAACGACCCCCCGAUCUCCCGCCCUCAAAGCAUAAUCGACCGCCCACCAACAGCCCAACACCACCACCACGACAACCUUACCCCCAACACGCACCCAACAGACGCAAACCCAAACCAAGGCCAAACAACCACACAAACGCCCCCAAACCACCCACCAGCACCCUCAACUACCGCCGCAACCACAACCUUCCAACCCUUCUUCACCCUAAUCGAAGACGCCAACAACACAGCAGAGUACCACCACCCGACAGUGCACUACAUUUUCGCAGACGACGACACAGACAUCGUAACGGAAGCGACGUUACGGGCAUUGGAAAGCGAAUCCGAUGCGCUCGCCUACGUACCGAGGAAGGGCAAGUCGCGGUCACGAGCCUCACCGCUGCGCCGCCAGCAUCAGCCUCCACUGGACGGAGAAGAGGGCGAGCAAGGUGGACCGGGUCCUUACGACGAGGAAGAGGAUGAGUAUCGCUCUGCGCGGAAGCCGUCGCUUUUACCGGACUCGAUUCCCGGGGUGAAGGAGCAUUAUGUGAUUCUGGAUAUGGACUAUGCUGCGCCGGCGGAGUCGAAGACGACAAGAGAAAUUGCGGGGGGUGGUGGGGAGAUGCUGGUUACGGCGCCCCAGCAGCAGCAGAUGCAAAGACAAGGGCAGCAGGAACAGCAGGACCCAGCCGGGGUGGGGAACACAGGGGGUGAGAGGUUGGUAGUGACGGCGGCGCAUAGUCUGUCGCCUGCGUGGCAGGUGCUUGAUACCCAGCUGGGGCCGGCGCCGACGUUCGAGAAUAAUACCCCUAAUAAUAAUGCGUCGCAGGGGCAGUCCGUGAAUGGGGGCUUGAUGUUGAAGAUCCGCGGGACGGCCGGGUUGCCGAUGAAUAAUACUCUGCUGGGCAAGGAUCGCGAUAAGGAACGCGGGUGUCAGCGGCUGGAGGAGAUGAUGGAUCAGUUUGCGAAGAGAUUGGCGGAGCUGAGGCUGGUUAUUGAGGCUGGGGAACAGCAGCAGCAGCAGCAGCAGCAG